Pyrus x bretschneideri (Chinese white pear) is the source of this 1815-nucleotide messenger RNA. Its product is annotated as transcription factor DUO1. The transcript has 3 exons. The record is from RefSeq and is a predicted model, not a curated record. The coding region runs from base 775 to 1722 and encodes 315 amino acids. NCBI's taxonomy places the organism in Eukaryota, Viridiplantae, Streptophyta, Magnoliopsida, Rosales, Rosaceae.
CCAUGAAUUAAAAUUCAGAAGUAUCAUGUUUUCAUUGUACUCGGGGAUGUAUUUCAGUGUUCAAUGUUGAUAAGCUUUUGGCGGAUUUAUAAUACACCAUGCUACACUAACGGAUUGAAGAGGAUAAAACGCGGGAUACGGUGAUUCGAAAAAAAAGGUCCAAUCAACAGGCGAAGCACUUUACUUUUUUAGUUUAGAAUAUGGGAAGCAUAUGUAAACUAUCAACAUGUUUAAUUUUCUGGAAAGAAAAAAAUUCAUAAAAAAAUUCACGUAAAUUCUGUAAAAUAGACCAAAUGUGAUUUUAGACUCGUAUUUCACACGGUACGUUUUAAGUUCGAUUAUUAACGUUGGUGAUUCAUAGAAUGAUGAUAAGAAGAUGCUAAAAUAUUUUUGUAAGGCUUCUCAACCCUCAUAAUGGUGGACUACAGUGGCUACUAGCUGAUCCCUUUUUUUUCUUUUUUUUUUUUAAAAUAUCAACAACAAAGGCGGGAAAUUGGAAUAAAAAAUAAACAAUGUGGCACAUGUUCAGGGCCACUUUUGUAAUUCCACGCAGACGAUUUUGAAACGGAGAAAAAAGUGCGCAUGUGGGCUCGUUAGUGGGGGAGGACACCGGAAGGAAGUAACCGCCUUAACCGCCACUACAUAAGACGAUAAAAAAAAAAAAAAAAAUUACGGAGUGUGCACAACUCAGAGAAGAACAAAAAAACCCAGAAAACAUUCCCCCCAAAAAAUAAAAAUUUACUUCUUCUCUGCGUGUGAGGUAAUUAAUUGUGAAUGGAAGGUAAAAAAGAAGAGGGUAUAAGGAAAGGGCCAUGGAAGGCAGAGGAAGACGAAGUGCUAUUGAACCAUGUGAAGAAAUGCGGACCAAGAGACUGGAGCUCCAUUCGAUCCAAGGGCCUCUUGCAGCGAACCGGAAAGUCUUGCCGGCUCCGUUGGGUCAAUAAGCUCCGACCCAACUUGAAGAAUGGGUGCAAAUUUUCAGUGGAGGAGGAGAGGAUGGUGAUAGAGUUGCAGGCACAAUUUGGGAACAAAUGGGCAAGAAUAGCGACCUAUUUGCCGGGGAGGACGGACAACGACGUCAAGAACUUUUGGAGCAGCAGGCAGAAGAGGCUGGCUAGGAUUCUACAGACACCAACAGCAGCCACGUUCUCCUCCAAAUCACAUAAAACCAGAAGGGAAGUCUCUGUUUUUCAUGAGCUUCCCACUUUACAGGCUCCAAAAUUCAAUUGCUCAUCAGAGGGAGAACCAUCGACACAGGCUUCGUCAUGCUCGUCACCGCCACCUUACAUUUGGAACUCUGAGAUCAUUAAAAUGGUGCCGCUGCUGGAUAUUGUUAAGCCCGAGUCUAUUUGCUUCAAAACAAACCCUGUUCAACAUGAGCUCACCAUAACUGAUAAGGAUACAAGGAAUGAGUCCCAGUCUGUAAUACCUUUCCUGCAGAACCCACAGCCCCAAACAGACCUAUUCUCAUCUGAAACCCAAGAACUCUUGGCAACAUUCGACCCCUAUUUCAACAUGUUAGUACCUCUGGAUGCUUCGGAGCUUGGAAAUGGAGAACCACUUCCCAUGGAACCUCGAUUGUUUGAACCAGUAGGAAGCUGUGUAAGCUGUGAAAGGGAACAAAUCGACCAUACCAUGGCUCCGGAUUGUCUGUUGGAUGACUUCCCGACAGACAUGUUUGAUCAACUUGACCCACUUCCGAACACAUCAGGGCAGCAUUGACCGACAAUAACCUUGUACCUCUUCUGUAACCUUUGCAUUGGUAAUUCUUGUUACUGGCAUUCUUUGUACUAGAUACUGACCUACUUCUAGUAG